CGGGCUGGAGGAGGAGCCCGCAGCCGCAGCCCCGACAUGGAGGAGCCCACGCCCGAGCCCGUCUUCGUGGACGUGGACAAAGGGCUGACCCUGGCCUGCUUCGUCUUCCUCUGCCUCUUCCUCGUGGUCAUGAUCAUUCGCUGCGCCAAGGUCAUCAUGGACCCGUACAGCGCUAUCCCCACGUCCACCUGGGAGGAGCAGCACCUGGAUGACUGA
Molecule: messenger RNA, 216 nt
Organism: Lynx canadensis (Canada lynx)
Lineage: Eukaryota; Metazoa; Chordata; Mammalia; Carnivora; Felidae
Gene: CTXND1
Product: cortexin domain containing 1
Exons: 1
Coding region: 37-216 (59 amino acids)
Source: RefSeq, a predicted model, not a curated record